Molecule: messenger RNA, 1909 nt
Organism: Pipistrellus kuhlii (Kuhl's pipistrelle)
Lineage: Eukaryota; Metazoa; Chordata; Mammalia; Chiroptera; Vespertilionidae
Gene: HERPUD2
Product: HERPUD family member 2
Exons: 9
Coding region: 408-1640 (410 amino acids)
Biological process (GO): endoplasmic reticulum unfolded protein response
Molecular function (GO): protein binding
Source: RefSeq, a predicted model, not a curated record
CUCGCGAGACCCGCUGGCCGCGGCCGCGCAGAGCAGCAGGAAGGGAGCGGCCGCGGCGGAGGGAGGACGCCCGGCCCGACUGUGCGGCCGGUGGCCCUGCUGGGCACGGAGGGCGGCGGUGGCGGGCCCCGCGGCCGGCUCUCAGUCCCGAGUCCGGCGGAGCCUAACGGAGCCCGGACCUGGCGGGGAACGCUGCACCCGCGGCCGGGCCCCCUGACCCCGCCGCCGCCGGCGCCACCGCCCAUCCUCCUCGGUCCCGGCAAUGGCCUUUGCAUCGCCUGGGGCACUUGUGACUGACUUGGACAAGGAAUAUUAAGACCCACUCACUUCCGUCCCGAUCCCGGCCGCACCGGCUCCUCUGGGCUCUUACCUGCUGCUCCUCCGGACUCUUCGGCGCUGGGGGCACCAUGGAACAGAGUGGGAUGGAGAUUCCCGUGACCCUCAUCAUUAAGGCGCCGAAUCAGAAAUACAGUGACCAGACCAUUAGCUGCUUCUUGAACUGGACCGUGGGGAAGCUAAAAUCGCAUCUCUCUAACGUGUACCCUAGCAAACCAUUGACGAAGGAUCAGAGAUUGGUGUAUUCGGGCAGACUGCUUCCCGAUCAUCUGCAGCUGAAAGACAUUCUCAGAAAACAAGACGAGUAUCACAUGGUCCACCUGGUGUGCACCUCCCGGUCUCCUCCCAGCUCUCCCCACUCCAGCUCUCCACACUCCAGCAGCCGUCCGGAAGGCUGUGAAGCGUUGGCAUCUAGUAGCAAUUCUAGUCCAGAUCAGUCAGGAUCAACAACUCCAUCAUCCAGUCAAGAAACCUUGCCGUUAGCUGUCAGUUCUUCCUCAGAAGGACUGAGGCAGCGUUCCCUCCCCCAAGCACAGACGGACCCCGCACAGAGUCAUCAGUUCCCAUACGUAAUGCAAGGAAAUGUAGACCACCAGCUUCCCGGACAAGCUGCUCCAGCCGGAUUCCCAGUGUACCCCGCUUUCAACCCGCUGCAGGUGCUGUGGUGGCAGCAGAUGUAUGCUCAUCAGUAUUAUAUGCAAUAUCAAGCUGCAGUUUCAGCUCAGGCCACAUCAGAUGCCACUCCUGCCCAGCCUGCGCCUUCACAGCCUCUAAAUUUGGCACGACUUCCUGGAGAAGAACCCCCACCAGCUGCUAACUUAGUGGCCCGAGAAAAUCGACCCAUGAAUGAGAAUGUUCAGAUGAAUGCCCAGGGAGGUCCGGUGCUAAACGAAGACGACUUCAAUCGAGACUGGCUAGACUGGAUGUAUACGUUCUCACGAGCCGCCAUCCUGCUUAGCAUUGUGUACUUCUAUUCCUCUUUUAGUCGCUUUGUCAUGGUCAUGGGAGCCAUGCUACUGGUUUAUUUACACCAAGCUGGAUGGUUUCCUUUUAGGCAAGAAGGAGGUCAGCAGCAGGCUCCCAACAAUAAUGCUGAAGUUAAUCAUGGACAGAAUGCAGACCACCUAGAACUUGAAGAAAUGGAGCGUCUCAUGGAUGAUGGGCUUGAAGAUGAGCAUGGAGAAGAGGCAGGCGAAGACGGCAGUGCACUCCACAGGCCUGGACUCAUGGCGUCCGCGUGGGCUUUCAUCACCAGCUUCUUCACUUCACUAAUACCAGAGGGGCCUCCCCAGGUCGCCAAUUAGAUCUGAAAACUGCCAGCUACAAAGGAAGGUCUGGCUUUAGGAACGUGACUUAAAUAACAGUGCAAUUUCAAAAAAAUUUAUUACUUCCUUUUCAUCAUCAUGUACAGAGGUGUUUUUUUCUUUAAGCUUCUCAUGCAUAUGAAUAGUUUAAGCACAAGUGAACUACUAAAUGUGUGAUUUAAAAAAAAUUCUAACAGAACAUAGUAUAACAACAUUGGUCUUCCAGGUUCUAUUAAUUACAAUUAUGUGUAUUAAAUCAGACAGGCCUA